This is a messenger RNA of Phacochoerus africanus (Common warthog), 2794 nucleotides long. It is a transcript of the gene ZNF219, whose product is annotated as zinc finger protein 219. NCBI's taxonomy places the organism in Eukaryota, Metazoa, Chordata, Mammalia, Artiodactyla, Suidae. Gene Ontology annotation, biological process: regulation of DNA-templated transcription. The record is from RefSeq and is a predicted model, not a curated record. Gene Ontology annotation, molecular function: DNA-binding transcription factor activity, RNA polymerase II-specific; RNA polymerase II cis-regulatory region sequence-specific DNA binding. Gene Ontology annotation, cellular component: nucleus.
GCCCCACGUAACGCUGACGCCCGCGCCGCCGGCCCGCCGCCCGCCGCCGCCGCCGCCGCCGCCGCCCGCUCCGCCGCCGCCCGCCCGGGGCUCCUCUUCAGCACCUGUUGCCUUCACUAGCAGCUUUUCCUCCUCCUCUUCCCUGCACUCCCCAGAACCAAAGAAUGUGAAGGGGGUCCAUGGAGGGUUCACGUCCCCGCGCCCCGGGCGGCCACCUAGCGCCGUCGCCACCGGCCUUCGACGGCGAACUGGAUCUGCAGCGCUAUUCCAACGGGCCAGGCGUGAGCUCCGGGUCUCCGGGGAUGGGAGCAGUGGGCUGGUCUGAGAGUCGCGCGGGCGAACGGCGAUUUCCCUGCCCUGUAUGCGGGAAGCGCUUCCGAUUCAACUCUAUCCUGGCUUUGCACCUGCGGGCGCACCCAGGCGCCCAGGCCUUCCAGUGCCCGCAUUGCGGGCACCGCGCGGCGCAGCGGGCCCUGCUGCGCUCGCACUUGCGCACGCACCAGCCCGAGCGUCCGCGUAGCCCCGCCGCUCGCCUGUUGCUGGAGUUGGAGGAGCGGGCGCUACUGCGGGAGGCCCGGCUGGGGAGACCCCGAAGCUCAGGGGGCCUGCAGGCCACCCCUGCCACUGAGGCCCUGGGGCGGCCCCAGGCUCCUUCAUCGUCCGCCUUCCGUUGCCCCUUCUGCAAGGGCAAGUUUCGCACCGCGGCGGAGCGCGAACGCCACCUGCACAUACUGCACAGGCCCUGGAAGUGCGGCCUGUGCAGUUUCGGCUCCAGCCAGGAGGAGGAGCUGCUGCACCAUAGCCUGACGGCCCACGGAGCUCCUGAUCGCCCCCUGGCGGCCACCUCGGCUGCGCCCCAGCUUCAGCCUCCACCCCAGCCUGAACCUAGAUGCGUCCCGGAGCCCGACCCGGAGCCAGAACGUGAGGCAACACCCGCCCCUGCUCCUGCUGCUCCCGAGGAGCCCCCAGCGCCUCCGGAGUUCCGCUGUCAAGUGUGCGGCCAGAGCUUUACGCAGUCCUGGUUUCUCAAGGGCCACAUGCGCAAGCACAAGGCCUCCUUCGAUCAUGCGUGUCCUGUGUGUGGCCGCUGCUUCAAGGAGCCCUGGUUCCUUAAGAACCACAUGAAGGUGCACGCAAGCAAGUUGGGCCCACUGCGUGCCCCGGGGCCUGGUUCUGGGCCUGCCCGGGCCCCCCAGCCUCCUGACCUGGGCCUGCUGGCCUAUGAGCCUCUGGGCCCUGCGCUCCUCUUGGCCCCAGCGCCCACACCGGCUGAGCGCCGCGAGCCUCCAAGCCUCCUGGGCUACCUGAGUCUGCGAGCCGGUGAGGCCCGGCCAAAUGGUGAGGGCGCUGAGCCUGGGGCUGGCCGCAGCUUUGGAGGUUUCCGCCCACUUCCCUCUGCUCUCCCGGCCCGGGCUCGCCGGCACCGCACUGAGGAGCCAGAAGAGGAAGAGGAGAUGGUGGAGACAGAGGAAGAGACCUGGGCCCGGAGCAGGGCGCUGGGUCCUCUGGCCUCACUGCCUCCGCGCCCAGGUGAGGGCUCAGGGCACAAUGCGCCUGCUGCGGGGGCCCAGGCAAGGUCCACGACCACGCAGGAAGAGAAUGGGCUGUUAGUUGGAGGGACCCGGCCUGAAGGAGGCCGAGGGGCCACCGGCAAGGAUUGCCCGUUCUGCGGAAAAUCCUUCCGCUCAGCGCAUCACCUCAAAGUGCACCUGCGAGUGCACACAGGCGAGCGCCCCUACAAGUGUCCACACUGCGACUAUGCGGGCACCCAAUCCGGCUCGCUCAAGUACCACCUGCAGCGUCACCACCGGGAGCAGAAGAGCGGGGCCGGCCCUGGGCCGCCCCCCGAGCCGCCGCCCUCCUCCCAGCGGGGUUCGGCCCAGUCGUCGGGACCUAAGCCGGCUUCGCAGCCUGCGACCUGGGUGGAGGGCACGGCGAGUCCCCGGCCUCCAUCAAGAGGCGCCGCGCCGGGGUCCCGUCGGAAGCCCACUAGCCCUGGGAGGACCCUGCGCAACGGGCGAGGCGGUGAGGCCGAACCCCUGGACCUGUCCCUGCGGGCAGGGCCGGGAGGCGAGGCUGGGCCGGGGGGUGCCCUCCACCGAUGCCUCUUCUGCCCUUUCGCCACUGGAGCCCCUGAGCUCAUGGCCUUGCACCUGCAAGUACACCACAGCCGCCGGGCUCGAGGCCGCAGGCCUCCCCAGGCCGAUGCAUCCCCGCCCUAUGCCCGACCACCGUCAGGGGAAACCCCUCCUAGUCCUCCGCAGGAAGGGGAAGAGGGCCCUGGGCUGUUGAGAUCUGGAGAGGCUGGCCUAGGGGGACAAGAAAGGUAGGGAGCCCUCUUAGGGGCCAUUAGCUUAGUGAGUUUACCCCGCAGGAGCGGGGGAGCGCUAGAGGUAGUUGGGUAGAGCAGCCAGCAGGGGGCAGCGUGGGACCCAUAUCCCAGCCCCAGGCGGACCAGAGGUGGAGGGGGGCCCGAGGGCGUUAGGAGGGUGGGCGGGCCGUACCCACCCAGCCCAGGGGAGAGUCACAGUGCCUUAGAAGUGGCAGGGGUGAGGAUCAAAGAACGGGGUCCCAGGGCUGGCAGAGAGGAGUGUUCCUGUUGAGGGGCAGCUCUGCCAGUCUUUGCUGGUCCAUAGGCGUGAGAGUUUAUUUUUGUACAAUGGGUGGGGGUGGGGGGCGCUGUACCCUUCUGGCCCCUUCAGGGGCCCUGUAGACGUUGCUAUUUUUGGUACGAUUCCUGUCAUCCCUGUCGCAGAGUUGUGUCCCCAAUAAACAGGUGUCUUGAGGCACAGGG